GACAAUUACUAAUAAGUUCAAAAGACACGUUUUAGACGAUAGCUUGAAAUUAGGACAAAAACAGAAAAAAAUUCUGUUAUCAAAGGCUAAAAUCACUGGCAGAAAAGAAAACAUGGAUAAUAAUAUUGAUGAUAGCAAUAAUAGAGCUAUUAAUUUAGUCGAGAGUUCUGAUUUUUUGAAAGAUAAUUAUUUGUUAUCAUCAAGUUCAAUUAAAACUGCACGAGGUUUCUUCAUAUCUUCUUUCUUUAACAACAAGCCACAAGAUCUUGAUAGCACAUUACCUGGCUCAGAAGAGAGCAAGAUAGAAUCAAUUGAUAUAGAUCAAGAUGAAGAAGAAUCAGGAAGCUCAUGCAGAUAUUUUAUUAUUUGCUAA
Funneliformis caledonium is the source of this 373-nucleotide messenger RNA. The record is from the annotation of a GenBank genome assembly. Lineage: Eukaryota; Fungi; Glomeromycota; Glomeromycetes; Glomerales; Glomeraceae.